AUGUAUCGAUGUGUGCGCAUGGCUUCACCAGAUAGCUAUUAUCAAUGCAUCUUAUGGCGCGAUUCGCCUGAUAAAGAGCUGCAGAUUUUCAAGCUGGACACCGUUACUUAUGGCACGAAGGCAGCGUCAUUUUUGUCGGUUCGUGCAAUGCAUCAGCUGGCGCAUGAUGAAGCAGACUCGUUUCCGGUUGGAUCUGUUGCUUUGAAGAAUGAGUUCUACGUGGACGAUUUUAUAUCUGGGGCGAUUCAGUUGCUGAGGAAAUGGUGUUCCAGUCAUGCCGAAGUAUUGUCGGAGAUAGCUGACGACGAGAAAGAGUCGUACAUGAGGUUCAGCGAUGGUAGCGAAAUCACGAAAACUCUUGGCUUAGCGUGGGAUCCCUCAUCGGAUCGGCUGCUGUUCUCGCUGUCGUUCUUAGAAGCUGAUUCCAAGCUGUGCAGGCGGUCUGUCUUAGCCACAAUUGCACGAUUUUAUGAUCCGCUAGGACUUCUUGGACCCGUCAUGACAAAGUCCAAAAUAUUUCUACAGCAGCUCCGCAAGGAUAAGUUGACAUGGGAUGAGAGUUUGCCUUUGCAGCGAUACACAGCAGCAGCUUUAAUUCUUUCAUUCGCGAGAGCUGUUCUUGCUGCUGGGUGCCGUGUCGAAGUUCAUGGAUUUUGUGAUGCCAGCGAAGAGGCCUACGGCGCUUGCGUAUAUGUAGUGUCCAGUGGACGCACUUCUCAGAGUCAGCUGUUGUGCUCUAAAUCGGAUUCGCACCAAUUAUGCGGUGCUUAUCUUCUGGCCAAACUGCUUCAUGCAGUUAGAAACAUGGGUUUUCUUGAUGGGGACUUCUUUUGCUGGAGUGAUUCAUCGGUGGUACUCACAUGGAUCAAGGAUGAUCCAUACAAGUUCAACGUCUUUAUGGCAAAUCGCGUAGCGUCUAUUCAGGAUCUUACCGUCAACAUGAAGUGGCAACAUGUUCCCACGGCUUUGAACCCUGCCGACGUACUCUCCAGAGGUACAACUCCAGAAUGUUUAGCAGAGUCCAAGAUAUGGUUUCAUGGACCGGAGUUUCUUGUUGGAAAUCGAGAUGAAUGGCCUUCACAACGCUGUUUAGAGUCGUCAACGCUGGAAAUGCGUAGCAAGGUCAUGAUAGCCACGUCUCCUUAUGAUGAUAUCACUCUUCGUUGCAAGUACCUUAACACGUUUGCCUCAAUGCAGCGCGUAUAUGCGUUUGUGUUUAAAUUUGUUAAUCGUAUAAAGCAUCCAGGCCUCAACGUUGUAGAUGUAAACAAAGGCACAUGGCUGCUACUGCGAUUGGUGCAGUUGUCAAAUUUAUGGAGUGAUGUCAAGGAGAUUCGUUCGAAAGGCUUCGUCAAGAAAUCGAGUUCAAUCGCUUCUCUGUUGCCGUUCAUCGACCAAUUUGGACUUCUGCGUGUUGGCGGUCGUCUAGCCAAUUCAACUCUUCCCUUCGAUGCUCGCCAUCCUAUUAUAUUACCUCGACGGCAUCCCAUUACAUUGGCACUCAUCGCUCACCAUCAUAAAAAGAAUCUUCACGUUGGAACUGUGUCGAAGGUUGUUCGCAAUUGCAUCGAAUCCUUCCGGGCCAAGCCCACUGUGCUCGAAGCAAUUAUGGCCAGCCUUCCGAAGGAACGGUUUCUGAAUUCUCGUGCCUUUGCAAUAAGCGGAGUGGACUACUGCGGGCCGUUUUACUAUAAAUCUGAAGUUCGGAACAGACCCCCAAUCAAAUGCUACAUCAGCGUAUUCAUCUGCUUUGUUAGCAAGGCGAUUCAUCUGGAGUUGGUGAAGGAUUUGACAACUGCCGCCUUUCUGGGAGCGCUAAAGAUUCGUGUCACUUCCGAUCUUCAUAAGGAGUCAGUUCAUCGUGUGUGCCUGAUGGACAACAUCGAGUGGAAGUUUAUUCCUCCUCGUUCCCCACAUUUUGGUGGACUAUGGGAAGCAGCAGUCAAGAGCGCAAAGCACCAUCUGUAUCGCUCUGUUGGUCGCUCUAUUCUCAACUACGAUGAGCUUCGCACGCUCGUUUGCCAAAUAGCGGCAAUAAUUAAUAGUCGUCCAUUGCUAUCCAUUUCAGAGAGUCCUGACGAUUUGGAUGUGCUGACUCCCGCUCAUCUAUUGUUUGGUGGUCCUCCAACCGUGAUUCUGGAGCCCGACCUAACUACGUUGGACUACAAUCGGCUGGAUGGUUGGCAGCGUGUCACUCAACUGCAGCAGGUCUUCUGGAAUAGAUGGCGGGAGGAGUAUCUGACUCUUCUCCAGCAAAGAUCCAAUUGGCGCACUCCUGAUCGUCGUCUCCAAGUCAACGACGUGGUCUUGAUGAAGGACGAAAAUUGCCUCCUCUUCUGUGGCCGCUAG
Molecule: messenger RNA, 2349 nt
Organism: Drosophila nasuta
Lineage: Eukaryota; Metazoa; Arthropoda; Insecta; Diptera; Drosophilidae
Exons: 3
Coding region: 1-2349 (782 amino acids)
Molecular function (GO): nucleic acid binding
Source: RefSeq, a predicted model, not a curated record